UAAUAUAGAGGUCUAUUGUGUUUGACAUUCGUUUCACAUUGUAUAUAAAAUUUUUGCAUGCAUGUUUUGUAAUUUGUAUAUUAGAUGUCAUAUAAAAUGUGCAUAUAAUAAGUUUUUAUAUGAUAUAUUUACAUAUAUACGUACAUAUUUUAGUAAGCAAAUAAAUAUUUGAAAAAUUGUAUAAAGAUAUUUUAAAGAAAUAAUUCAAACAUAACCACAAAAUGCAAUGAAUGAUAAUAAAUAUAUUUAAUUAUAAUAAAUAUAUUUAAAUUAUAAAAAUUUAAUAUACUUUUAAGAAAAUAUAAUUAUAAAUAUUUUCAAAAUUUCAAUAUACAUAUUUAAAAUGCGUAGUCGUAGUAAUUCUGGUGUUCGUUUGGAUUAUUAUCAACGAAUUGUACACAAAAUCAUUAUGAAACAUCAGAAUGCAGUUACAGGACUUUUUCCUGCUAGUCCUGAAAAUAAUCAUGCAUGGGUUCGUGAUAACGUAUACUGUAUUCUCGCUGUUUGGGGUCUUUCAAUGGCAUAUAAAAAGAUUGCUGAUGCAGAUGAAGAUAGAGCUAAAACAUAUGAACUUGAACAAAGUUGUGUAAAAUUAAUGAGAGGUUUAUUAAUGGCAAUGAUGCAACAAAAAGAAAAAGUUGAACAAUUUAAAUCCAGUCAAAAUCCAUGUGAUGCUUUACAUGCUAAAUAUAGCUCUGUUAAUGGACAAACUGUUGUGGGUGAUACAGAAUGGGGUCAUCUUCAAAUAGAUGCUAUAUCUCUUUAUUUAUUAAUUUUAGCCCAAAUGACAGCAUCUGGUUUACAAAUUGUUUUCAAUUUGGAUGAGGUUGCAUUCAUUCAAAAUUUAGUAUUUUAUAUAGAAUCAGCUUAUUGCACUCCUGAUUAUGGAAUUUGGGAAAGAGGAGAUAAAACAAAUCAUGGUUUGCCAGAAUUAAAUGCUAGUAGUAUCGGAAUGGCAAAAGCUGCAAUGGAAGCAAUGAAUGAAUUGGAUUUAUUUGGUGCAAGAGGUGGACCUACCUCAGUAAUUCAUGUAUUAGCAGAUGAAGCACAAAAAUGUCAAGCUGUUUUACAAUCUAUGUUACCACGUGAAUCAAAUUCAAAGGAAUUAGAUAGUGGAUUAUUAUCUGUUAUAAGUUUUCCAGCAUUUGCUGUAGAUGAACCUAAUUUAAUUCAAUUAACAAGAGAUGCAAUUACUAAAAAAUUACAAGGUCAUUAUGGAUGUAAAAGAUUUUUGAGAGAUGGAUAUAAAACGCCAAAAGAAGAUCCUAAUAGACUUUAUUAUGAACCAUGGGAAUUACGUAUAUUUGAAAAUAUAGAAUGUGAAUGGCCUUUGUUUUUUUGUUAUUUAAUUGUGGACUACUGUUUCCAAGGCAAUAAAGAUGCAGUAAUAGAAUAUACAAAACAAUUAGAACAAAUAAUGAUUAAAGCAGAAGAUGGAAUAAAAUUAGUACCUGAACUAUAUUCUGUGGAGACUGCAAAUGUAUCAGCUGAAUAUGCUGAACCAGGUAGUCAGAAACGUAUUGCAUUAGGCAGAUGUCCAUUUAUGUGGGCUCAAUCUCUUUACAUAUUAGGAAAGUUAUUACAAGAAGGAUUUCUUGCUGUGGGAGAAUUGGAUCCAUUAAACAGACGUUUAUGUAGUGAAAAGAAACCGGAUGUCGUAGUACAAGUUGUUAUUUUAGCAGAAGAUGCAGAAAUUAGAGAAAAAAUAGCUCAACACGAUAUUCAUGUACAAACAAUUGCAGAAGUUGCACCAAUUGAAGUGCAACCAGCAAAAGUUCUUAGUCAUUUAUAUACAUAUCUAGGUCGAAAUAAAAAGUUAGGAUUAUCUGGGCGUAAAUCAAGAGAUGUAGGAAUUUUGAGUACCAGUAAAUUAUAUUCCUUGAAUGAUAAAAUAUUUGCAUUCACUCCACAGAACUUUGACGCGGAGGAGUACUACACGACAAAUGAUGCAGCCCUCCUUGCCAACACUUUUACAACCAACUUGGCCUUCCUCACCAUCAACUGGAAGCAAAUGCUCGGCAGGCCAACUAUAACACUUGUUGCUACUCAUAAUCAUCUAGAUCAAGGAAAGAUACCAUUAGCAAUGAUAACUACUAUGAAAAAAUUAAAAAGUGGUUAUAUUAAUGGUACUCGAGUUUCACUAGGAAACUUAAAUGAUUUUUUGAGUACAUCUUGCAUUACAAAUCUAAGCUUCUUAGGAAGUUCUGAAGAUGGUAAACCCGAUAAAUUAAAUCCUCAGGUUCAACAAUAUUUAGAAGAACAUUUGAUGCGUGCAUUCCCACAUCGUACAGGUCUUCUUAAUAGACCUAUAAUUAGAAGUGGAAAAAAUUUAAGACGCAAAAUGUCAGUAAAAGGAGCUAUAAAAAAAACAAGAUCAAUUGCUGUAGAACUGACAGAUACAACAUUAACUUCUAAUCCUAUGCAAUCAACUUCAAUGGAUCGAAUACCUUCUCCUACAAAUGAAUUAUUAUCAUGGACAAAUUCUCCUAAAUUACAUAGACAUAGAGGUAUAAAUGAAACUCAAUAUGCAGAUACAGAAGUUGAAGAAUUGUUAACUAUGCUUCGAGAAACAGAAAGUUUAGAAGAACAAGGAGAUAUUUUACAAUAUCUUGUUGAUUCUCAAGGUCUAUAUUUCAAUACUGGCAUGGUAGAAGAAGGUCAUCCAGUUUUGAUAAAAGAUUUACUAAAAGAUUUGUAUGAAAAAGCAUGUCAACAAAAAAUGUGGGGUAUUGUACGUCAUACAGCUGGUAUGUUAGGAAAACGGGUCGAAGAUUUAGCCAAAGCAGUUACUGAUUUAUUAGUUCGUCAAAAACAAGUUACGGUUGGAAUGCCACCAACUAACGAACAUACUAUUGUUGCUCCAUUGCCAGAAAAUGAAUUGCGAACUUUAAUUCAUCAAGCAUAUGGAGAUGAUGAAUCUACUGCUAUGUUGACACAGGAAUUACUUGUAUAUUUAGCGAUGUUCAUUAGAACUGAACCACAAUUGUUUCAUGAAAUGCUUAGACUUAGAGUAGGUUUAAUCAUUCAAGUAAUGGCUACUGAAUUAUCAAGAACUCUAAUAUGUACUGGAGAAGAAGCAUCUGAACAUUUGCUAAAUUUAUCACCUUUCGAAAUGAAAAAUCUUUUACAUCAUAUUAUGAGUGGAAAAGAAUUUGUUAUUAGUAGUGUUGGUCGAGGAAAUUUUUCUGUUAUCAGUUGUAAAUCUAGUAAAGUCAGUAAGAAAUCACAAAUUGGAGGUUUUUUAAGUCCUGAUCAAACUGAUGGUAAUGAAGCAGAACCAGAUCGACAAGGUCAAUGGUUACGACGAAGAAGAUUAGAUGGUGCAUUAAACAGAGUACCAAGAGAUUUUUAUCCUCGAGUAUGGCAAGUACUCGAACGAUGCCAAGGUUUAGCAAUUGAAGGUAGAAUUCUUCCUCAAAAUCUUACACAGGAAAUGACACCAGGAGAAUUAAAAUUUGCAUUAGCAGUAGAAACUGUGUUAAAUACUAUACCACAACCAGAAUAUCGUCAAUUAAUAGUCGAAGCUUUAAUGGUAUUGACUUUAAUAACUGAAUAUAAUGUAGUAACUUCCCUGGGUGGACUUAUUGCUGUUGAACAAUUAGUUCAUAAGGCUAAUGCUAUUUUUUUAGAUGAUCAGAUGAAAAUUGAUGGUGAUGCUACUUUAUGUUGUGCCAAACCAAAAGAGCAACGUGAAACAACUGCAAUGGGAAAUCUACUUUGUGGUGGAGCAGCAUAUGUUUGUCAACAUUUUUAUGAUAGUGCUCCAAGUGGUAGUUUUGGAACAAUGACAUAUAUUACAAGAGCAAUAGCUACAUUAUUAAAUUGUUUACCAAAAGAUAGUGAUUUAGAAUGUUCAAUAUCAUAAUUAUUUAUUUUUUAAAAAUAAAUAAUAAAUUUUUAGUUGAUUAUA
Messenger RNA from Apis mellifera (honey bee), 3910 nucleotides. Its product is annotated as probable phosphorylase b kinase regulatory subunit alpha. Gene Ontology annotation, cellular component: phosphorylase kinase complex. Gene Ontology annotation, molecular function: calmodulin binding. Gene Ontology annotation, biological process: glycogen metabolic process. The record is from RefSeq and is a predicted model, not a curated record. NCBI's taxonomy places the organism in Eukaryota, Metazoa, Arthropoda, Insecta, Hymenoptera, Apidae. The transcript has 14 exons. Bases 344 to 3865 code for a protein of 1173 amino acids.